AUGUUUACGCCACUUUCAAAUGAAUCACAGAAGUAUUACCAUUUUGAAGUAGAAAAUGACAUUGCAGAUAAAAUAAGAAAAGGAAAUCUUCGGAUAACAAAAGAAAAUAAUGUUAUUAAAUUGAUAUUACCAAAUGAAGAAAUUAUUUUGACAGCUCUAAAUUCACACGAAAAGACAAUAUUUAAAUCUCAAGAAGGUGUUGUUCCACCUGUUUAUGAUAAAUUAUCAAUUAGUGGAUUUUAUAUUCAACAAAAACAAAAAUCUAUUCCUUUAACAAAAACAAUAACACCAUCUUUUUCACGUCAAACUCAACAACAUACACAAUCUGAUUUAGAUAAACAAAAAGACAAACAAAAGAGAGAAGAAUUACUGAGAAAAGAAAAAGACAAAUUAAAGGUAACAGUGAUAACAACACACGCAUCUCAAGACAAAAAAAAGUCUCAACGCCCACAAGAACCUAUUACUAGUAAUCAAGAUUCACAACGCCAACACUCUCAAAAAGAACCAAAAUCUCCAAAAGAACCUAAACUCUCUUCUCGUCAUUCGUUAAAACAUACUAUUUCUCCUACUUCAUCAAAACCAAAUCGUUCUACAAUUCAACUAGAACUUUCUGAAACUGUUAAAAAGUUAAAAGAAAUACAAUCAAUAUUUAUUGAACAAUUAAACAAAGACCCUUCAUCAAUAGAUAAAAAACACAUCAUCCAACUUAAAGAAAAAUAUUCUAAAGAAUUUAAUGAUUUAACGAAACGGUAUGAAGAUUUAAGGUUACAAUUAAGUCAUCUCUCUUAUUAA
Messenger RNA from Entamoeba dispar SAW760, 792 nucleotides. RefSeq lists its product as uncharacterized. The transcript has a single exon. The record is from RefSeq and is a predicted model, not a curated record. NCBI's taxonomy places the organism in Eukaryota, Evosea, Mastigamoebida, Endamoebidae. Bases 1 to 792 code for a protein of 263 amino acids.